Molecule: messenger RNA, 1636 nt
Organism: Arachis duranensis
Lineage: Eukaryota; Viridiplantae; Streptophyta; Magnoliopsida; Fabales; Fabaceae
Product: calreticulin
Exons: 14
Coding region: 97-1350 (417 amino acids)
Biological process (GO): protein folding
Cellular component (GO): endoplasmic reticulum; endoplasmic reticulum membrane
Molecular function (GO): calcium ion binding
Source: RefSeq, a predicted model, not a curated record
ACUAUAUAGAAACCAGGAGAGCUCAGGGGAGCUGCAGGAACCUUUCCUUUCUCUCUCAUCGCUUUCUCUCUCUAGUAGCUUCCCCCUUCGAUAGCAAUGGCGCUUAGGGUGCGGCACCCUAACCUUCUCUCCCUCGUUCUUCUCUCCCUCUUGGCCUUCGCUUCCGCCAAGGUCUUCUUCGAAGAACGCUUCGAUGAUGGGUGGGAGAGCCGUUGGGUUAAAUCUGAUUGGAAGAGAGAUGAGAACUUGGCCGGGGAGUGGAACUACACAUCUGGUCAAUGGAAUGGAGAUGCUGAUGACAAAGGUAUUCAAACAAGCGAGGACUACAGAUUCUAUGCUAUUUCUGCUGAGUUCCCUGAAUUCAGCAAUAAAGAUAAGACCCUAGUCUUCCAAUUUUCUGUCAAGCAUGAACAGAAGCUUGACUGUGGUGGUGGUUACAUGAAGUUGCUUAGCGGUGAUGUUGAUCAAAAGAAAUUUGGUGGGGAAACUCCUUACAGUAUCAUGUUUGGACCAGACAUCUGUGGCUACAGUACCAAGAAAGUACAUGCUAUUUUGACCUACAAUGACACAAACCACUUGAUAAAGAAGGAAGUUCCAUGCGAGACUGACCAACUAACUCACGUGUAUACAUUUAUCCUCCGUCCAGAUGCAACCUACAGCAUCCUGAUUGAUAAUGUGGAGAAGCAAGUUGGCAGUCUCUACACUGAUUGGGAUCUUCUCCCUCCAAAGAAAAUCAAGGAUCCUGAGGCCAAAAAGCCCGAAGACUGGGAUGAUAAAGAGUACAUUCCUGAUCCCGAGGAUAAGAAGCCAGAGGGGUAUGAUGACAUCCCAAAGGAGAUCCCAGAUCCUGAUGCCAAGAAGCCCGAAGAUUGGGAUGAUGAAGAAGAUGGUGAGUGGACAGCACCUACCAUUGCCAACCCUGAGUACAAGGGCCCAUGGAAAGCAAAGAAAAUUAAGAACCCCAACUACAAAGGAAAGUGGAAGGCACCUAUGAUUGACAACCCUGAUUUCAAGGAUGACCCCGACCUCUAUGUUUUCCCCAAGUUGAAGUAUGUGGGCAUUGAACUGUGGCAGGUCAAAUCUGGAACCUUGUUUGACAAUGUCUUGCUUACUGAUGAUCCUGAAUACGCUAAGCAACUGGCUGAAGAAACAUGGGGCAAGCAAAAGGAUGCUGAGAAGGCAGCAUUUGAGGAGGCUGAGAAGAAGAAAGCAGAGGAGGAAUCAAAGGAUGAUCCUGCUGACUCUGAUGCCGAGGAAGACGAGGAAGAUUCUGAAGCUAGCCAUGAGUCUGAUUCCGAAUCAAAAGAAUCUGGGGAAGACAACGAAGAGGACAAACAUGAUGAGCUCUGAAUGCGGAGUGAAUGAAAACUAUAUUCCGGAGAUAGGCUUUACGCGCGGCAUAAUUUCCCGUUUCCUCUUUUUUCUAUAUAUGAUUUUUAGUCGUAGGAUUUUUCUCCUAGAUAAGCAAUCCGUUGAAAAUUGCAGUCACCAACCUUGAGGUUUUGCUUCUAUUUCAGCUGGAUUAGAACAGGAAAUGGUGUCUUUGGAAUUGAUCGUUUUUAUGGUUGUCAAAUUAGCUGGUAAUGUGAUCCUCAAUCUUAGUAGAACUUGUGAAUGCAUUUUAUUUUUGUUGCAA